Molecule: messenger RNA, 2319 nt
Organism: Toxoplasma gondii ME49
Lineage: Eukaryota; Apicomplexa; Conoidasida; Eucoccidiorida; Sarcocystidae
Exons: 8
Coding region: 1-2319 (772 amino acids)
Source: RefSeq, a predicted model, not a curated record
AUGGCGGAAACGCAGCAGACACAACGAGAAGGCGCGGCGCCUGAAAGUGGGCGACCUUUCGCCCAGGGCUCGUCGAGCUCUGUCGCGCGUGGAGAGGACGCAACUGCGGCUGAGACAAAGUCCUCUUCUGUCGCUUCAGGCGGCUUCGCUGCGCAUGCAAAGAAGCUGAAAAAACUCACCGUGGCGCUGAUGCAGGGGCGGCGCCUCUCGAGUGCUCCAGCCCACUCAGAAGACCGGCAAUCGGUGUCUCGACAGGCGUCUUCUCAGAAGAGGACUGAGGAAGAGAGAGGGGCGGAGACAGGCCAACAGACAGAACGCGCCUGCCCCCGAUUCCUGAACAAAGAUGAGAGACGAGAGCUGCAAAGCUCCAGAGUCGCCCACCCGGAUGUCGGCCGCUUCUUCACAGAUCGCCUUGCUGGAGAAGACGCGGUGAAGCUCGACAGCUUCGCCCUCGCCGCGUUGAGAAACGGAGGCAGCGAAGAGUUAUGGUGGUCUGGCUCCUCAAAGGCCCUCGAACUCCCCAGCAACGUCGACGAGGAAGGCCCUCAGUUAGUCGACCGAUACUCUCUGGGCGCCGCUGCUUUAGGUCAAGAAGACUGGAUGCAUGCAAGCACAAAACGCGGCUGUCCACGCGUGCUGCCCUUCCAAGAAAUCUUUCGAAUGUUCAAUCCGUACUUCCCUCAGCCGGUAGGCUCCGCAGAGCCGCCCUCCGCGAGCGAAGAAGAGAGAGAAGAACAUGAAGGGAGACACGCGAACACUGUGGAGGAGACGGAGGAAGAAAACCGAGAUGUUUUCGGAGAGAGCUUGACGUCCAGAGAAUCCAGAACCUCAUCGGGAGAAGCGAGAGACGCAGCAGAGCGAGAAGGAGAAGAAGAGAGAGAAGCGACAGCAACAGAGGGAAUGCGUCCGUCAGAGCGCCGGUACUCCUCAAAACUGUCAGGGUCCUCCGAAGAAGAACCAAGUGAAGUGAGCUCCAUUUCGUUCUCGCCGAAGGACGAUGAGGUCGACGGCAAGUCGUUUUAUCCUCGAGUGUCGGAACCUGACGAAAAAACAACAGAGGCUGUUUCUCCGGCGUCGCAGCCGGGAACCAGCUUCGACAGAGAGAUCCCUGAAAGCGUUGAGAGACAGGCGCGCGUAGGCGGGAGAGGAAACGCGGACUUCCUGCACUCUCUGCUGGAAAACUCUGCUCAGGCAGACCGGGAAGCUGCUGUUGCUUCCUCGCCGACACGCGGGUCUCCAACGCAUACGCAGACGGCGACAGAAGACGAAGAGAGAGAAGAAGAAGAGAGAGAAGACGAAGAGAGAGAAGAAGAAGAGAGAGAAGACGAAGAGAGAGAAGAAGAAGAGAGAGAAGACGAAGAGAGAGAAGACGAAGAGAGAGAAGAAGAAGAGAGAGAAGACGAAGAGAGAGAAGAAGAAGAGAGAGAAGAAGAAGAGAGGGAAGCAGCUAAGAGAGGAGAUGAGGCAGAGAAGUCGGACGCUGAGACCGAACAGAGAGUUGAAGACGGAAGCGAGUUCGGCGAAGGAAGUGACUUCUCAGGGGCGAGCGCGUCGUUCAAGCCGAGCCGUCUGUGGAGCUCGAGGCAGAACUCUCUGGAGAAGAGACCAAGAGACACUCCAGGAAGCAGUUCGUCCUUGCCAGCGCUUCCUGAGGCAGAGGAGACAUGGUCGGACAAAGCAGAGAACAGCGGCAGGCAACGGAGGGGCGUCGUUCUCGGUCAGGCCGACUUUCCAGAGUGGCUCAUGCAGAUCGAUGGAGAAGAAGACACAGACUCAAGCGCCAAUCCUUACAGACACGUUCGUCUACGCAAAGUUGCGCUGCAGCAGUGGGGGCGUCAGCGUCAAGGAACGAGAAGCGCAGAGAAUUUCCUUCUUCUCGACUGCUCGCGGUCGGUGUCGCCGGCGGCCUCUUCGCUCAACGAAGGCGGGGAGAAUGGCGAGAAGGCGUCUGUGCCAGGUCCGCCGGAACGCGCGACGGCGUCGCAGACUUCGGGCAUCUCUCCAGCUCGAGACGAGUGGAGGCCGUCAGGAGUGUCUGGGGCAGAGCGUUGUCGCCUGGAACAGGAGAGACGCUUGGCAGAGCGGCAGCAGCGUCUCGAACUCGACGAAGUUCUGAAACUUUUCGAGGAAAGGAAACGCGUCAAGCAAGCCGAGGACAGGGAACGAAAGCCCCAGCGAGAAGACGCUCCAGCGCCGCCUCCAGAGUCCGUGGAUGAAAACCGCCAGCUGUCUGUCUCUGCACUCCGAGCGCGCUUCGAAAAAACUCAGCAGGCGUGGUUCACCAGACAGCUCGGCGCGUACCGGAAGCACGACUUGUGA